Messenger RNA from Sesamum indicum (sesame), 3428 nucleotides. RefSeq names its product calmodulin-binding transcription activator. Gene Ontology annotation, cellular component: nucleus. Gene Ontology annotation, molecular function: protein binding; transcription coregulator activity; double-stranded DNA binding. Lineage: Eukaryota; Viridiplantae; Streptophyta; Magnoliopsida; Lamiales; Pedaliaceae. Gene Ontology annotation, biological process: regulation of transcription by RNA polymerase II. The record is from RefSeq and is a predicted model, not a curated record.
UCUUGAUGAAAAACUACGACUUGUUUCAAUCGCUAUUGUGCUGUCGCUCUCCAAAAGCAGCUCAUUAUUUUCACCCUCCCCUUUCUCUUUUAUCUCCUUUCUCAUUUGCAAUUAUCCGCUAUAUAAUAUUGUCAAAAAAUUGAACAUACAACAUUUGUCUGAUUCUGGAUUUGAUCGUAUUAGGGUCUUUUUUUCUUCAGGAAAUUAGAGUUGUUUGUGUGUCGAAUGGUGGAUUGAUGGAGAAUACAGGUGUACGGGGUCGAUUCGUUGGGUCGGAGAUUCAUGGCUUCCGCACCUUGGAAGAUUUGGAUGUUGGUAACAUGAUGGAGGAAGCCAAGGCAAGAUGGCUCAGACCAAAUGAGAUUCAUGCCAUACUCUGUAACCACAAGUAUUUCACUGUUUACGUCAAACCCGUGAAUUUGCCAAAAAGUGGCACAAUUGUGUUGUUUGACCGUAAGAUGCUCCGGAAUUUUCGGAAAGAUGGCCAUAACUGGAAGAAGAAAAAGGAUGGAAAAACUGUUAAAGAAGCUCAUGAACACUUGAAAGUCGGCAACGAGGAACGAAUUCAUGUAUACUAUGCACAUGGGGAAGACAAUCCAACUUUUGUUCGCCGAUGUUACUGGCUACUUGACAAGUCUCUGGAGCAUAUUGUCCUUGUACACUAUCGUGAAACUCAAGAGUUGCAGGGUUCCCCAGCCACACCUGUGAACUCCAACUCUAAUUCUGCUGGCUCUGACCUGUCUGCUACUUGGCCUAUGUCCGAAGAAUCUGAUUCUGCAGUAGACCGAGUAUAUUAUGGCAGCACCGGUUCAUAUUUAGAGUGUCAUGACAGUGUGACCGUUAAACAUCAUGAACAGAGGCUCUAUGAGAUAAAUACGCUUGAAUGGGAUGAGCUUUUGGUGCCAGAUGAUCCCCACAGACUGAUUACACGACAACAAGGAACAACUGCAGGCUUUGAGUUGCAAAAUCAGUAUCAGAUGAACAGUUACAGAAUUAAUGAUGAUGCCCCAUCAAAUAAUAAGGUGUCCCCAGAAUGUUCUACCAACAGUUUUUCUGAACCAGUUGCUGGGAGGAGUUCCAUUAAUUAUACCUCUCCCAACAAUAUGUCCUACCAGACAGUGGAACAAGAUACGAUUGUCAAUUCAGAGACUAUGGUUUCUGGACUUAUGCCAUCAGGUGGAGCUGGUUCUUUGUAUAAUCUUGGCAAAGACGGUUUGCAAUCACAGGACAGUUUUGGAAGGUGGGUGACACACAUUAUUGCUGAAUCCCCAGAAUCAGUGGAUGAUCACACUCUGGAAUCCUCAAAUUUAGCUGGCCACCAGUCUUCCACAUAUCCACUGAUGGAUAGUCAUGACUCAUCUCCGCUGGGCCCGAUAUUCACAAUAACAGAUGUCUCACCUGCAUGGGCUCUUUCAACUGAAGAAACAAAGAUCUUGGUAGUUGGCUUUUUUAAUGAAGGACAGCUACCCUACUCAGAAUCCAAAUUGUAUCUUGCAUGUGGAGAUUCUUUACUUCCGGUAGACGUUGUCCAAGCAGGAGUCUUUCGUUGUUUAAUUCCGCCGCAAGCUCCUAAACUAGGGAAUCUGUAUAUCACUUUUGACGGGCAUAAACCUAUCAGCCAGGUCUUAACUUUUGAAAUCCGUGCUCCUGUACAGCCUGGCACAGUUUCAUUUGAGAAUAAAACUGAUUGGGAAGAAUUCCAACUUCAGAUGAGGCUUGCUCAUUUAUUGUUUUCAUCAUCCAAGGGCCUGAGUAUUUAUUCCACUAAAUUAUCCCCAACCGCUUUAAAGGAAGCCAAAGCUUUUGCUCAGAAGACCUCACAUAUCUCUGAUGGUUGGUUGCAUAUGGCCAAAGUGAUUGAAGAUACCAAAAUGUCCUUUCCCCAGGCAAAAGAUAAAUUGUUUGAGUUGACUUUACAGAAUAGACUACAAGAAUGGUUACUAGAAAAAGUGGUAGCAGGGUGUAAAAUUUCUGAACGUGAUGAACAAGGUCUAGGUGUAAUUCAUUUGUGUUCCAUCCUUGGCUAUACAUGGGCUGUUUACCCAUAUUCAUGGUCUGGCUUAUCAUUGGAUUAUCGAGACAAAUUUGGAUGGACCGCUCUACAUUGGGCUGCGUAUUAUGGAAGGGAGAAAAUGGUGGCAACCCUUUUAUCUGCUGGAGCAAAGCCAAAUUUAGUCACAGAUCCGACCUCACAAAAUCCUGGGGGGUGCAGUGCUCAUGAUCUUGCUUCUAAAAAUGGUUAUGAUGGUUUGGCAGCUUAUCUUGCUGAGAAAGCUUUAGUUGCCCAAUUUGAUGAUAUGACAUUGGCUGGAAAUGUUAGCGGAUCGCUGCAAACUACCACAAACGAGACGGUGAACCCUGGAAAUUUCAGUGAGGACGAGUUGUAUCUGAAGGAUACCCUCGCGGCUUACCGAACAGCUGCUGAUGCAGCUGCACGGAUACAGACUGCAUUCAGGGAGCACUCACUCAAAAUACGGACAAAAGUAGUUGAAUCCUCAAAUCCAGAGCUUGAAGCACGAAACAUAGUUGCAGCAAUGAAGAUCCAGCAUGCUUUCCGCAAUUAUGAGACACGCAAAAAGAUCGUGGCUGCUGCUAGAAUCCAGCACAGAUUUCGUACUUGGAAGAUCAGGAAGGAAUUCCUUAACAUGCGUCGGCAGGCCAUUAAAAUUCAAGCUAUGUUCAGAGGUUUCCAAGUCAGGAGGCAGUACCGUAAAAUUGUUUGGUCAGUUGGGGUCCUAGAGAAAGCAAUACUGCGAUGGCGGCUGAAGAGAAAAGGCUUCCGUGGGCUUCAGGUUCAACCUGCUGAAACUCCCAGAGAGCCCAAUGAAGAGAGUGAUGUGGAAGAGGACUUCUUCCAAGCUAGCAGGAAACAAGCUGAAGAGCGUGUUGAGCAAUCCGUCGUAAGGGUUCAGGCGAUGUUUCGGUCGAAGCAAGCACAAGAAGCUUAUAGAAGGAUGAAGUUAGAACAUAAUAAAGCAAAGCUGGAAUAUGAAGGACUUCUCCAUCCUGAUCUCCAAAUGGGAUAAGAGAAAAGGAAGCACGAACUAUUCUAAUGGAAACUUCGCUCAACUGCCAUUCCUUAAAGAUGCUGCGUUCGUAUACAGUGACACCAUUUAGGAUAUCUAGAAGAUUUCGCUGGAGGCUUAUAUGUUUUAGCAUGGUGGUUGUGUAAAUUUGUAAAUUUUUUAUGUUUUAAGUAGGUGCUUGAUUUUCACCUCUUCCUACAAGUUCAAUGAAAAUGCGAGGUGAUUACUACUGAUUUUCUCUUGUUCUUCACUAGUAUCUGAGGUUUUCCUGAAAUUCCUGGUAGUUUUUACUUUUUAGUAUAUAUCUUUGUGUUCGAAUCUUGGUCCAAUUUGUUACUGGGGUCUUAUGUAUUGAUGGGUGCCAGUGAUGUAUUGAAGACAUGUCUAUAUAGUUCUUAGCUA